GGCAAGAAAAGUGCGUUCAGCGCCUUCGGGCUGCAUCAAAUGUGUGUGUGGUCAGUAUCCGUGCGUUUGUGUGUGCACACUACACGCGUCUGAAGCACGGAACUGUCGACUGACUGACAGGUGCGGUGCCACCGCACAUCCCCCCCUCAACCUAAUGUGUGUAUGCAUGGUACCAACAGUCAGUACCGAAACCUUCGAUAAACACCCGAUAAAUACAAAGUCCUGCCUGCCUGCAUGGCCUGCAUCACUACACACUACCUACUCACCUACUCACUUACAUGUGGUCCCAAAAAAUGUGUCGAGCGGCGAGAGAGUCACAUGACAUGCACCUCACAAAAAGGGGCACACAUCAUGACGUACGUACCUUCGGUAACCUACAGCUACGUUAGUUACGGUGCACUAAAUGGCGGGACGGUCGGUCAGUCGUAGCAUUUGUUUGCCUGGUAGGUGACGGAGCGGAUCAGCGAGCUGUAGUACCUCCCCGACGCCUUGAUCGUCCGGUUGCGCUCCGCGUCGCCGUAGUCGACAUACACAAAUCCAUACCUGACACACAGACAGACACGCGGACGGGCCCCAUCUCUCUCUCUCUCGGUGUGUGUGUGUGUGCGUGUGUGCGUAUUGUGGGGGGGAGGAUGAGGACCUCUUAUCGUAUCCGUCGACCCAGGAGAGGUUAUCGAGGAGCGACCAUGCGAAGUAGCCGCUCACGCGCACAUUGUCCUCGAGGAUGGCCUUGGACAGCUCAGCCAAAUACGUCUCGAAGUAGAAGAUCCUGCAUGCCAUGCCAUGCCAUGCGGUGCGUGGGGUGGAGACAGACAAGAUUGAUUGGGUGCAGUCAGUGCACACACAUAAUACGGCGGUGCGGUACGGAUGCAUGUAGUAUUGUACCUCACCUCAUCUGGUCGCUCAGGUAGUCCUCCACAUCUGACUUCUUCUCGUCAGACAUGCCUGCAAGCAAUGCGUUCACGUAGCAUAGACAGCACACACAGAGCAACGCCUGUCAGUCAUGUCAUGGGCAGCCCAGCCUCGAAUCCGCAUCCAUCCAAUCCACUCUCGCUGCCUCUGUCUGUACCUACCGUUUUCGGUCACGAUGAUGAACGGCGGGUUCCAUUUAUCCUGGAUGUAGGCCAGCAGCCGCCGAAACCCCUGACACAAUUUAUUAAUAACACAUACAGCACCGCAGCCAGCCACACAUGCACUGUUCAUUUCGCUCCGGUGCGUGCCCACCCAUGGGACGGCGUACAGCCACCAUGUGGCGGCGUGCGGCCCGAUGACCACGCCAUUGCGGUGCCGAGUCUCCGCGCGUGGGCUGGUGCUGUCGACGUACCUGCAGACACCGAACAGGCGGUGCGGUCACUGAAGUGUCCUCAGCCAGAUGUGUGUCUGUGUGUGUGUGACAAACAUGGUGGUGUAGUGGUUGAGGCCGAAGAAAUCAGAUGAGUUGCGGAUGAGGUUCCUGUCCGCUGCAGUCAUGUUGGGCAGCACGUGCGGGUAUUCUUUCCGAAGCGAUGCGGGGUAGAAGCCGCUGCCAUAGACAGGCUCAGCGAACCACCCGAGUGCACUGUCCAUCUCAAUUUCGCACUGCCUCUCGUCCUCGGGGUUGGAGGGGUCCAGUGGCACACGCCAGUCUGGUCACAAACACAAGACACACCAAUCGAAGUCGGCCGCAAGUGGAUAGAUCGGAUGGAUGGCGGGUGGACGUGUGACGUACCUGCGUUGAGUGUGAGGCCGACCUGUGCGCCAGGCCGCUUGGGUGCGAAGUCCUUUUUGAACAGUCUGUAGGCCUGGUGGGGGUGGAUGAGUGGAUAACACAAACGAACGCGCACCAAGGUAGGGGAGGCAGAGUAGCGGCUGCCUGCCUGUCUGGCUGUCUCGUUAAUUGGCUAACCCGUGCGUGUGCUUUGAGUGCAUUGUGGCCGCACUUCAAGUGAUCUGACUCGGAGAUUACGCCAGGGGCAUCUUCACACCAAUCAAUACAUACCAGCACAGGAAACACACACAGGGAGGGACCAAGGCACACGUGAGGCCCCCAGGCAGGCAGGCAGGCAGGCAGGCAGGAUGCUUACGCGAGCCCCAUUGGUAUCCCAGCUUGCAGAACACCCAGGGCUCGUUCAGCUGCAGCACACACAAAUCCUUACACGGUCAACACCCAAGCACACGCACUCAGCCAGUUAACUUACUGUGAUCCAGUAUUUCACGGUGGGCAGUUCGGUGAACAUGAGCUUCGCGAAAGUGACGAAGGCCUCCACGAUGCCAUCCUCGCGCCAGUCGAGGUGGUCGGGCAUGUCCCAGUGAUAGAGCGUCACCACAGGCUCGACGUUCGCCCGCUUCAGCGCCCUCACGAGAUUCUUGUAGAAGGUGAUCCCUGCAUCCACACAGAGAGGCCCAGCCAAAUCAGGGCACACAACGGGUGUUGACUUUGACAUUUGACAGUCCUGUACAGUCCCCCACCAGCUUCGUUUCUGUACAUGCCCUGCUUGAGGACGCGCGUCCAGCUGAUGGAGAAGCGGAAGUGGGUCAGGUUGAGCUCUCGCAUCGUCUCGAUGUCCUCUUUGUACUGCAGUACACGGGGGUACACACGUGGAUGGAUGAGGAAGGGUUGAUUGCAAUGCCUGCCUGAUCAGUCGGUCGGGCCGCCUACUUUGCGGUAGAAGUGAGCCGCCUCGUCGCCCGUGUCGUCAUUGGCGACCUUGCCGAGGCCCAUUGCCUUGGACUGGUGUGUGAACACGUCCCAGAUGCUCGCUGUCCGCCCUCCCUCGUUCCACGAACCCUCCACCUAACACACACACACACACACACACAUACAGCAGAGCCGCCGUUCUUCUCAUGAGGGUGUCACACACACACACACUGCCUCCCUCCCAGCUCACUCACUGACUCACCUGGUACGCGGCAACGGCAGCGCCCCACAUGAAUUCGUUGGCGUGCAGCUCUCCCCCUCUGAACAUCUUCCGGAUUGCUGCGGCCAUCUGCCCCGCCGUCGACUCCUCCAUCCGCUUGCUGCCGGCGCAGUGGCUGACAUUGCUGGGCUUCCGGGACACACGCGAGUCGUCGCUUUGCAGGGCCCUGACGAGGCUGUUUGCCCUCCCUCGAGCAACUGCAUCACCGGCGUGUUUCGUCACAAGGUCUGCGGCGGUGGCGUCGGCGACGCCGAAGAAGGGGUUGGCGAGGAGCAGUGACGAGAGGAGAGGGAAUGAGACCGCAGGGAGGGAGGUCGUCAUGACGACUGUACGUGUACCACAAUUU
Molecule: messenger RNA, 3243 nt
Organism: Vitrella brassicaformis
Lineage: Eukaryota; Vitrellaceae
Source: the annotation of a GenBank genome assembly